CGCCAAGUCCUGUAAGGAUAUCGUGGGCUCAGGGGAUGCAGGAUUGGACGGCAAGUACUGGGUACGACCAGAUGACGUCAGACCUCCCGCUCACGUGACUUGCGAUAUGACUACAAAUGGAGGCGGAUGGCUUUUAAUUUCUAGCAUCGAGAAGAUAGACUUCCAUGACAUUCAGCACGUGUGUGCAAGGACUACAAUGGGGCUGUGGUGGAUUGGGGACGGAUUUAGGAUGGAAGAGGCUAUAUCGGAAUGCGAUACGGGGCAGUCUGGGCACCAUAAUUGGAACAUUUUCCCUCCCAGGUUCUUCCAGUGUGAUGACAAUUCUAAUGAUGUAAGCGCCGGUGACUUUUGGCGGAUUUAUGUGCGCUAGGAACAGUAACUGAGGAGGACACAGCACGGCAUGAGGAUUACAA
Nematostella vectensis (starlet sea anemone) is the source of this 413-nucleotide messenger RNA. RefSeq lists its product as uncharacterized. The coding region runs from base 107 to 370 and encodes 87 amino acids. NCBI's taxonomy places the organism in Eukaryota, Metazoa, Cnidaria, Anthozoa, Actiniaria, Edwardsiidae. The transcript has 3 exons. The record is from RefSeq and is a predicted model, not a curated record.